This is a messenger RNA of Megalobrama amblycephala (Wuchang bream), 3161 nucleotides long. RefSeq names its product hypoxia inducible factor 1 subunit alpha, like 2 (gene hif1al2). Gene Ontology annotation, biological process: cellular response to hypoxia; regulation of transcription by RNA polymerase II. The record is from RefSeq and is a predicted model, not a curated record. Lineage: Eukaryota; Metazoa; Chordata; Actinopteri; Cypriniformes; Xenocyprididae. Gene Ontology annotation, molecular function: protein dimerization activity; DNA-binding transcription factor activity, RNA polymerase II-specific; RNA polymerase II transcription regulatory region sequence-specific DNA binding. The transcript is spliced from 17 exons. The coding region runs from base 765 to 2711 and encodes 648 amino acids.
GCACUAUUUUGCACAAAUUGUUCCUUGUAGUUUUACUUUUGCUUGGAAUUUGUUCCACCUUGCUUUCAUGCUACCAAAUAUUUGCUUUAACCAAAAUAUGCUUCAAGUUAGAUGCAUGUCUGCAUUGGGAAAGCAUCAAAGGACUAACUUGUAAAUGAAGAGUUCAUCUGCAGUGAUACCAAGUAUGAAAUUUAUCCUCACAGAUAUGUUUAGACAGUGGACGAUGGAUUACUAUUACAAGCCCAGACUCAAACAUGGUUCUCAGCGAUCCAUGUGGGGAAUGUUUAACUUUAAGAAAGAAAUUCAUACAGGUUUGGAAGCACUUGAAGAUGCAAACCUAAUGGUGAUUAAUGGCCAACUGUCACAUGGAACAUGAAGGGAGGGUCUUAAGGCCCCUACAGAAAAAAAAUGGGUAUAAACACAAGCAUGUCCAGAGAUUAGAACCAGUGAGUAUGAACACAUGCCACCUGGUAACAUGCCUGACAUGAGCACAUGAUCGUUUAAGUCUUAAAUUUUAAAAUGACUUCAAAGCUAUUGGAAACGGUUAGUGAUCCACUGAGAGAAGAGUGCCAUGGAAAAGCUAGAAGAAAGCAAAUAUUCUUUGAGCAGAAGAAAAGGAGGCAAAAAAAAGUAAAUGCACAUUAGGAGGCAUUAUCAGAAGGCAUGACAUUGUAUCAGAAGCUGCAGGCAACUACGCUUGGUAGUGAUAAGACAAAGUGACGCAGUCAUGACGUCUCUUUUUCCAUCAGUAACGGUGCUGCCCGAUGUCUUCAUUGAAAAUGAUGACAAUUCUAGUGGCCUGCACAGAAUGGAGAAAAACAUGUUCUCGCUUGGCGGCACAGAGCAGAAGGAAGAAGGAGAGUCAGCUGUUCAAGGAGUUAACUGCUCUUCUGCCUCUGGACCCCAAUAUGGACGGUCAGAGAGACAAAGCUUCCGUCAUACGUCUCACAAUCGCCUACCUGCAGCUGAGGGGUCUUCUGAACACCCCAGACAACUGUACACAGUCCUCUCCUCCUUCACCAGGAGUAUCGGCUAAAGCUCAUGAGAGGGAGUUGCUAGAUUCUACCCUCGGAGGGUUUGUGGUUUUGUUGUCUUUGAAUGGCAAGGUCAUCUUCACCACUAAGAGCGUAACUACACACACUGGAAUUAACCAGAUGGAUUUGAUCGGGAGGAGUUUGUUUGAGUUCUUGCAUCCAUGUGAUCACAUGGAGGUCAAAGACAUCCUCACGAGACUGAUGGGAAACAAUGGACAGCAGGAAUGUGAAGUGCUCCUCAGAAUGAAAAGUGUGAUGAACCAGAAGCUGACUCCUUGGAAAAUUAUUCAGUGUAUUGGAAAGAAAAAGUCAUCAGCUACACCUGGAUCCAGUUGUCUGGUUCUUCAGUGCAGGGUUCUGCCCAUGCAGGAGGUCGCGGAACUGGAUGCAGCGCUGAAUACGAGUACGUUUAUGAGCGUACACAGCCCAGACAUGAAGUUCACCUACUGCCAGUCAAGGGUUGUGAAGUUGACCGGCUUUCAAGACACAGAGUUGCUGGGCCAAUCCAUGUAUCAGUACUAUCAUCCAUCUGACUGCCAACAAAUCCGCAAGGCACAUGUUUGCUUGCUCUCCAAGGGUCAGGUGUCGACUGGGAAAUAUCGGCUGCUGCACAGACAUGGUGGCUAUGUUUGGGCAGAGACAGACGCAUCAGUGGUGUGCAACAGUUGUACUGGUGUACCAGAGAGUGUCGUCUGCAUCAACUACAUUCUUAGUGGAGUGGAGCAGCCUGAUUUUGCAUUUUUACUGGAGCAGACAGAACAAGUUCUGAAACCACAUGAUUCACUUGGCCCAGAAUCCCAUCCUGCCCCUUUUCCAAUGUCUGCAACCCAGCAGGAUGAAAACGGCCAUAGAUCUAAAUCAAAUGAGCACAGUAGUCCUACAAUACCCCUAAAGCAAAGAGAGGGUGACAUACAGGAAGUUCAUGACUGCACAGAGAUCACACAUAACACAGAAGAGUGCUGCAAUUUCAACUGUGAUCUGUGUGAGUUAGACUUGGACAGUCUCGCUCCAUACAUUCCCAUGCACGGAGAGGAUUUUCUGCUAACUCCCAUUUUAGAUGAGAUGGUGGACAACGCCGAACUAAAUGUGUGUGGACCAUCAUUCAACAGUCCACAUCAAAAAUUGGACCCUCAAAAUUCAGAGGGAACAGUCUUUCUGCCUGUGAAGAGCCUUACAGAUACCCAACAAAGUGUCAGUCAUUAUGUUCUAACAAACAGGAUCACCAAUACUAACCUGAUAUCAGCCAAGCAGUGGAAUGACAGCUUAGAUCUUGUGAACAGAAUUUCAAAGGUUUAUAAUUAUAAUUGUAAACAGAAUAAUCAAUUCUUCUCUGCUGAAAGCAAGACAUAUCAUCAGAAGGAAGAUGUGCGGAAAUUUACACAACAACCCAGCAGAACACAAUGGAAAAUCGAUGGAUCAAUACCGAGGUCAUGUCGUGGAGGCCUGAAUCCACUUGGAUCAAAGUUUAGAUCGCUUCCGGAGAAUCCCAAGCGCCAUUCUCAGAACAGAAAACACCAUACUGAUGUAAAAAUGGACCCAACGCAUAUGACUCUACCUAUUUUGAGUGGGUGGGAGUGUGAGGUCAAUGCUCCUCUUGACCCCACAUCAUAUUUGCUUCAAGGGACAGAAAUUACAGCUGUUCUGGACCAAGUGGCCUCAAGAGUAUCUUGGUGCUGAUCCAAAACAAAAUACAAGACUUACGAUAACAACGCUUGGCAGUAAUCAAUCAACACCAACAAGCAUUGCCUUAGUGUCCAUCACUGUCUGAUGGGAGUAAAGUUUUUAUUCAUCUUGGGCUUUGUGCUAUAAACGACUCCUUUCGGAAGUUACAGUGUAAAUAGUACAGUAGUGGCCAAAUGAUGACCUGCCUAAGAAAAUCUUCCACCGUUUAUUGAAAUAUUAUUAAAAAAUGUUACAGAUUGUGUAAGUAUAUUGUGUAGUUGUGCUUGAAAUCAAUUAUUUUAUUUGUGAUUGUGCAUUGAAACUUCAAUUGAAAUUGAAUAAUUUUUUGAAAUGCAAGUUAUACACAAAGAAAUAUAUUUGCGUGUGUGUGUGAAGUGUCAUCUGAAUGGUGUACAUUGACAAGACUGUACUAAUUUCUUUUUCAUAAAAUCUGUUUUAAUUACA